ACUUGAGAUUAAGAGAUACGGAGCUUGUUGCUAAGUGGUGAAGUGGCACUUGAGAUAAUUAAAGGUAUAAGUUCGAUCCAAAAAAAUAGAUCACAUAUAGUCGACAAGAAGAUAAAAAAUGAAGUGGUUUGGAACUCUAUUUAUUGCCGUCGCUGUCGUGACCGUCGUCUCGGCCCAAGACCUCACACCAAUGCCUGGCGGUAAGAGUGGAGACGGUGUGACCACCAGAUACUGGGAUUGCUGUGCUCCAUCUUGUGCUUGGGAUCAAAUAAUCAAGACAAAAAACGGAAUUCCAGUUCAAACUUGUCAAGCCGAUGGUGUAACUCCAAGCACAAAAGAAAAUAACGGACAUUCAGGAUGUGAAGUAGGAGGAAAUGCCUACACCUGCGUCAAUCAAUCUCCCAAGACCAUUAACGAUACCCUUUCUUACGUGUUUGUUGCAGCUUCGUUCGAGGGUGGUGCUGACUACGACGAUUGUUGUAUCUGUUUAGUUAUGGACUUUAAAGGAGAAUUAGCAGGAAAACGUAUGUUAGCUCAGGUAACAAAUACUGGAGCAGAACUUAACCAAAAUCACUUCGAUAUCCUCAUUCCUGGAGGUGGUGUAGGUUACUUUACCCUUGGUUGUCAGACACAAUUUAACGCACCUGAAAACGGUUGGGGUGAGAGAUACGGUGGUGUACAGACUAUCGAAGGAUGUAACGAUCUUCCUGAAUUGUUACAAGAAGGAUGUAGAUGGAGAUUUAAUUGGAUGAAUGGAGUUUCCAAUCCUGACGUAUCAUUCUAUCAAAUCAAAUGUCCAGAUUAUUUCGUAGGUGUUAGUAAAUGUGGAGAUCUUUAAUAGAAUAAAUUUUUAUUGAUUUA
Molecule: messenger RNA, 861 nt
Organism: Diorhabda sublineata
Lineage: Eukaryota; Metazoa; Arthropoda; Insecta; Coleoptera; Chrysomelidae
Product: endoglucanase-like
Exons: 2
Coding region: 119-838 (239 amino acids)
Biological process (GO): carbohydrate metabolic process
Molecular function (GO): cellulase activity
Source: RefSeq, a predicted model, not a curated record